Molecule: messenger RNA, 969 nt
Organism: Microplitis demolitor
Lineage: Eukaryota; Metazoa; Arthropoda; Insecta; Hymenoptera; Braconidae
Product: E3 SUMO-protein ligase ZBED1-like
Exons: 1
Coding region: 1-969 (322 amino acids)
Molecular function (GO): protein dimerization activity
Source: RefSeq, a predicted model, not a curated record
AUGCAAAAACAAAUGGACAUACCUGUACUCAAAUUAAAGCAAGACGUCCUCACAAGGUGGAAUUCCACCUAUGAGAUGCUAAACAGAGUUUUGAAAAUUAAAAAUGCAAUUAUUGCAACUCUUGCGUUAAUGAACAAUAAUUUAUCUUUAACAACUGAAGACUGGAUCGUAAUUGAAAGAGUAGUACCUAUUUUAAAAAUUUUUAAUGAUAUAACUGUUGAAGUUUGCACAGAGAAAACUGUAAGCUUAUCAAAAGUAAUUGUUUACUGUCGUCUAUUAAAACAACAUGUUAAUGAUUGUUUAAAACUAAUUGAAACACAAACUUUCAUCGAAAAAGAAAAUUAUUUGGUAGAUAUUCAUAAUUUAUUAGAAACACUCCGUUCCGAAAUUUACAAACGUUUUAUGAAUAUUGAAAAAAACUUUCUUUACACUAAGUCAACAGUACUUGAUCCUCGAUUCAAAUAUAAAGGAUUUCGGGAAGAAGUUAAUUAUAAAAAAACAAUUGAUGGUUUGAAAUCUAAAAUUGUAAAUACCAGAAAUGAACUUUCAAUUAGUUCGUUAGUUGUUAAUUCCUCCACUACUGUGCAAACAGAAGUAGCUUCAAUAACAGCAUCCUCGUUAGCUUCUGAUAAAAUAAAAACUGUAUCUAUUUGGGAUAAAUUUGACCAAGAAAUAGCAUGUUUGACACCAGAAAACAGUACAGCAGCCGGGAUAGUUGAGCUUGACAUAUAUUUACAUGAACCUAUCAUGAACAGAAAUGAAAACCCCCUUGAUUGGUGGAAUUCGCGAAAAAAUGUAUACCCGAUAUUGGUUAAAUUCAUUUUAAAACGCUUAAAUUUAGUCGCAACUAGUGUACCUUGUGAGCGCGUUUUUUCUAAAGCCGGUCUUAUUCAAACUGAAAAAAGAUCAAGAUUAUCUGCAAGUAAAAUGUCUCAACUUCUUUUUAUAAGCGGCAAUCUUCAAAAUUAA